This is a messenger RNA of Ectocarpus sp. CCAP 1310/34, 1917 nucleotides long. The record is from the annotation of a GenBank genome assembly. NCBI's taxonomy places the organism in Eukaryota, Phaeophyceae, Ectocarpales, Ectocarpaceae.
AUGACGGAUUUCCAGACAGUCACCGUGCCAACCCUGGACGAGCAAGAUCAGCGCCGAGAGGUGACCAUCGUCGCAAGCCAGAUCGUGGCCUUCGAAGCCAUUGAUGUGGCUCAAUGCACCAUCGCCUGCACCGGCGGCCACCUCUACCGACUGCCCAUGGCCCGCGCUAAGGCUGUGGCUGAGAUCAGCAAGCAACUCGACCGGCAGAACCGGCCGCUGACCCUACAACUCCACCCAGAGCUGCCGCCGUACCUGCUACUCCCGGAAGCUCACCAGCUGCUCGAUGCCGCGACCCAUCCCCGGGACCACCUGCUGGCGUCACUACUCUGGCACACCGGCGCCCGGAUCUCUGAAGCGUUGGCCAUCACCCCGGAACACCUGGUGCUCCAGGAUCAGUGGUCGUCAGGGGUGCUGCUGGACCAGCUCAAGAAGCGGGGCCGGCCGCGCCAGCCAAAACGCCAGGCGUUACGCAAGCGGUGGGUACCCAUCACCGACGAACGUUUUGUCCUGGAGCUACAGCGGUACAUCGAGGGCCAGGGUAUUCGGACCGAUCCGGACACCCGCACUGCCUACGAGCUGACGGCCUUCAAGUCCUUCGUAACCACCUAUGAAAUCAGGCCCGACAAGCAAGCGGAACCGUUCUCUGUAAGCGUGCGGGUAAAGUUUUCGAACCACUGCUACUCCCGAGAAAGGAAGGAAGAACCGGCGAACCAGGUCAUUGAUACGCAGAACAGGAAGGACGGCACUACGGAACAGCGGGUGUUUUGUUCUGAUCGUUGGGGGUUUUGUCAGGACCUUCCUGGCAUCAUCGAAAACCUUGGGUUGCAGAAGUGCCUCGUAGGCGGUGGAAGGGAUAUCAUCUAUCGUCAGGAACAGCGCAGCCACGUUACCGCUCACGAUGGAUGGUAUAUCUGCAUGCGCCUGGACUACCGAGCAAACAGGAACCCUGCUUUUGAGCUGUGGGUGAGAAGCGUUCACUGGCGGCGCAAUCGACCGGUAGACAUCCGGAAUCACGGAGGGCAGAAGUUCCGUGUGCUCCUGUCACGAUUCGCCGGAGAGAGGGGGGUUCCUGAACGGCUAUUCACUACACUUUCCGAGUGGCAGAAGCGCCAGAUCAACCCGCCUGGCCCUGCCGCGCCUUCUUCCCUAUUGCCCGCCAAGCAUGGGACUGGUGUUUAUAGGAGUGAUGGAGGGAUGCAACAAUCUUUAAGGAUCGCGAAAUCGAACGCCCUGGUAGAGGCGGCUUACAAACUCACCCUCAACGAACAGCGGCUGCUGCUCGCCGUGAUUGCCCGGAUCGAUUCAAGACGAACGAUGCGGCACUUCACGUUCUCAAUCACGGCGCAUGAGUUUGCCCAGAUGUUUGAUGUCGAACUGCACACGGCCUACGAGGCCCUGCAGGACGCCUCAACGUCUUUGUUUGAGCGAGACAUCCGAACCUUCGAUGGCCGCACUAAAGCGCGUUUCAGAUGGGUUGAGAGGAUCGCCUAUGUCGAUGGAGAGUCACGGGUGGAGCUCACGUUUACUCUUCAUGUAGCACCUUACCUGUCCCUGCUGCAUAAAAAUUUCACCGCCUACGGUUUCCACCAGGUGUCACAGCUCAAAUCCAGCUACUCCAUCCGCCUUUUCGAGAUGCUUAUCCAGUACCGCAAGACUGGUUGGGUUCAGAUAACCCUGGACAAAUUCCGUGAGCGACUGAUGCUGGAAUCCAGCUACAAACGCUAUGACAACCUGAAAGCCAGGGUGAUCAAGCCGGCCGUGAAAGAGCUGGAAGAAAAGUCUAGCCUGAUCAUCCAGUGGGAACCCAUCAGAAACGGCCGAAAGAUCGAAGCGCUCCGCUUUACCUUUAGAGAGGAUGAACAACGGGAUCUGUUCAAGGAUGAGUUAGAGGAUGAGGUCGUCGCAGAGGUGGAUUGA